CACAAGCAGAGAAAGCAGGUUACCUCAGGGAGUAACCAGGCGUGUGUUGUGUUCAAAACAAGAACCAUCUCUUUUUUAGAAAACAGUAAAAUCCAUUUCAGAUUGAGCGUAAGUGCUGAGAUGCUUCUAUGCUUCUAUGGGCUUCUGCGCUGUUGAAUCGUGUUCCUGCCUCAGCCACCAUAUAUCACAUGUUUGGAGGGAUGCAAACUCACUGGGCUUUUGCAUGGAUUGUGCUCCUGUUCUCUGUGAAUCUUUCUUGCUGCAGUAUGCUGUGCGAGGGGUACUGGGAUCUUCAAAGACAACAUCACUCAGGGUUUUACUGUCCCCGCCUGACUGAUCCUACAGGAUUAACUUAUUGCUGCCACCAAGGAAACCAUUCCCUAAAGUACUGCUGCAACCAAUCAGAGUUCUUAAAGAUGGACUUUCAUAAUCUUGCACAGAAUAACACUUCUAAACGUGCUGACAGCUGGCCUUUCUCCCUCCUGGCUGUGGGACUCUAUGGGAUUUUGGUUCUCACUCUGAUGAUAGUGGACUAUCUCUGGUUCUGCAAGCUUUAUGGCUUGACAGUGUUUGGUGCUAUCAGGAAACAUCUGCCCUGCAUUCACUGGGUCUCCAAUAUCCUACAGCAUCGAGGUUCCUAUGGCAACAGAAAGCCACAAAUAUAUGAGCAGCAGAGCUCUCCAUCUCUCCAUAGUGAUUGGGAGCACAGAUCAUUGGGUCGGAGUUUCCAUGGAGACCAGAACACAGAAGUCACGCAACUGGACUCUGAUUUAAACAGUGAAAGAACAGAAUGUGAUAUUGUAUGGCCUUGAGAACAGCAGUUAAAACUCCAUUUUAGCAGAAUGGCAGCAUGAGCAGUUCAUUUGAAUGUAUCAGGUUAUGUUUUAGCAAUAAUUCUGAGAGAUUUUGGAUGUUAAAUUAAAUUUAAAUUUAAGCUGUCAUCUAAAUGAUUUCAGGAAGCACUCCUAAAAGAAAACUGCAUCUCUUCUUCUAAUUCUUUCGGCUGCUCCCAAUAGGGGCUGCCACAGCAGAUCAUCUUGUUCCAUUUCUUCCUGUCCUCUGCAUCUUGCUCUAUCACAUCCAUCACCUGCAUGUCUCACCACAUCCAUAAACCUUCUCUAAGGCCUUCCUCUUUUCCUCUCACCUCCAACCUUAGCAUCCUUUUCCCAAUAUACCCAGCAUUCCCCUCUACACAAGUCCAAAUCAGCAAAAUCUCGCCUCUCUGACUUUAUCUCCAAACUAUCCAACCUGAGCCGACCCCCUGAUGUACUCAUUUCUAAUCCUAUCCAUCCUUGUCACACCCAAUUCAAAUCUUAACAUCUUUAACUCUGCCACCUCCAGCUCUGUCUCUUAUUUUUUGGUCAGUGCCACCAUCUCCAACCUAUAUAAUAUAGUGGGGCUCACUAUCAUCUUGUAGACCUUUCCUUUCACUUUUGCUGGUCCCCAUCUGUAAAAGAAAACUGCAUUUGAGUUGCAUAUUUAGCAUCCAUUCUCCAUAAAUAUUAACUGCUUAUAUACGUAAAAUCAGCUUUUACUUUAAGUUUUCUGUUAGAAUUUGGUACAUGUUAAAUUUUCAGUAUUUGCAUUUAGGAAAAUAUCUUACAUAAAAAGUUUUACUGUAUAUGA
Erpetoichthys calabaricus (reedfish) is the source of this 1626-nucleotide messenger RNA. Its product is annotated as protein shisa-like-1a. The record is from RefSeq and is a predicted model, not a curated record. The coding region runs from base 129 to 812 and encodes 227 amino acids. The transcript is spliced from 4 exons. Lineage: Eukaryota; Metazoa; Chordata; Cladistia; Polypteriformes; Polypteridae.